AUGGCGAAUGUAGAUGGGUCUUAUGAGGAUCAGUUAUACAUAGAGCUAUGGAAAGCUUGUGCAGGUCCAUUGGUGGAGGUUCCUCGUGCUGAAGAAAGAGUUUUCUACUUCCCUCAGGGUCACAUGGAACAACUUGUAGCAUCGACUAACCAAGGAAUUGAAUCAGACCAAAUACCUGAUUUUAAUCUUCCUAACAAGAUACUUUGUCGAGUUCUUAGUGUCAUGUUAAAGGCGGAGCAUGAAACAGAUGAAGUUUACGCUCAGAUCACAUUACAACCAGAGGAAGAUCAAAGUGAACCUACAAGUCUUGAUCCACCUCUCGUUGAACCAACAAAACAAGAGUUCCAUUCUUUUGUUAAGAUUCUUACAGCUUCAGACACAAGCACUCAUGGUGGAUUCUCUGUUCUUCGUAAACACGCCACUGAGUGUUUACCUGCUUUGGACAUGACACAAGUUACUCCUACUCAAGAGCUUGUCACUAGAGAUCUUCAUGGGUUUGAAUGGAGGUUUAAACAUAUAUUCAGAGGACAACCUAGGAGGCAUCUGCUUACAACGGGUUGGAGUACAUUUGUAUCCUCGAAAAGACUUGUAGCUGGAGAUGCUUUUGUGUUCUUGAGGGGUGAGAAUGGGGAUUUACGAGUUGGAGUGAGGCGAUUAGCUCGGCAUCAAAGCACGAUGCCUACUUCGGUUAUCUCAAGUCAGAGCAUGCAUUUAGGAGUUCUUGCUACAGCUUCUCAUGCUGUGUCUACAAAAACACUCUUUGUUGUGUUUUACAAGCCUAGGAUAAGUCAAUUCAUAGUAGGAGUGAACAAGUAUAUGGAAGCUAUGAAGCAUGGAUUUUCUCUCGGUAUCCGAUUCAGAAUGAGAUUUGAAGGAGAAGAGUCUCCUGAGAGAAUAUUUACGGGUACGAUUGUGGGUACUGGAGAUCUGUCUACACAAUGGCCAGCUUCUAAAUGGAGAUCAUUGCAGGUCCAAUGGGAUGAUCCAACAACAGUUCAGAGACCAGACAAAGUCUCACCAUGGGAGAUUGAGCCUGUCUCGCCAACUUCCCCUGUCUCAACACCUGCUCAACAACCACAACCGAAGUGCAAGCGGUCAAGACCCAUCGAGUUAUCGGUUUUAACUCCAGCUCCACCUAGUUUCAUGUACAGCUUCCCUCAGAGCCAAGAGCAGACCAAUGCAUCCCUUAAACUGUUUCAAGAUCCAUCGGUUGAGAGAAACAACAGCUUCAAAGCUGAGACUCCUCCUCCUUCGCUUCCUCCCGCAAGUUCUUGCUGUAGAUUGUUUGGAUUUGAUCUCACAAGCAAUCUUCCUGCUACAAUUCCUCUAGACAAGCAACCGGUCGAUACCUCUGGAGCUGCCAAGUGUCAAGAACCCAUCACUCCAAGCUCAGUUAAUGAGCAGAAGAAGCAACAAACAUCAAGGACUCGAACUAAAGUACAAAUGCAAGGGAUUGCGGUUGGUCGUGCGGUUGAUUUAACAUUGUUGAAAUCAUACGAGGAGUUGAUUGAUGAGCUAGAGAAGAUGUUUGAGAUCCAAGGACAGCUUCUUCCUCGAGAGAAAUGGAUCGUUGUCUUCACCGAUGAUGAAGGAGACAUGAUGCUUGCUGGUGAUGAUCCAUGGAAUGAGUUUUGCAAGAUGGCGAAGAAGAUAUUUAUAUAUUCGAGCGAUGAGGUUAAGAAAAUGACAACGAAACUGAAGAUUUCUUCGUCGUUAGAGAAUGAAGAAGGUAAUGAUUAUUGA
Messenger RNA from Arabis nemorensis, 1743 nucleotides. NCBI's taxonomy places the organism in Eukaryota, Viridiplantae, Streptophyta, Magnoliopsida, Brassicales, Brassicaceae. The record is from the annotation of a GenBank genome assembly.